CUGCAUCCCGUUGAUGUGCCCUGGACAUCCUCGACCCCAGACCGCAGGGCACGCCACCUGCGGUCCGUUCAGCCCGUCCUGGAGACAGGCCAUCUUGUUUGACCGCGCUAUCGGGGUAGCCUCUUUGACCGGGCUCAGCUCUCUUGGAGUUGCGGGGACGGCAAGUUCCAGAUACACAAACAUCUUGUAUCAACCUUUGGGGGUCUAUCAUCUAGAUCCUACGCGGGCCACACAGGGAACUAGAUGCCCUCCUACAUUAUAUUUGGGCAAUUAAGUCCAACAUGCUCUAGUUCAGCUAUCACGGCCCCACUUGUGGCCAUCCACCGCUCUGCUCAGCUUCUUGCCACUUAGUAUUGAUUGGCUAUGGGCUUACUCAUGCGUGUCUUGUAACCACUCGAAUGCUGUAACGAGAGGAUUUUGGCCUGCUUCGUCUCGUUACCCCCCAACAUUUCCUAGAUUUUGACGUGAUUUACGAAAGCUCGUUCGGAGUCGAUUUGCACGUCUGGCUUGCUCCUUGGCUUUGUUCACGUGGACCAUGAUCAUUCUAUCAUCGCGAUCUUCGUCUCCAAGCAUGUCUAUUUGAACAGGCCCCACGAGCUGUCGAGGUUCUACGAUCGGCCGAUGACAUAUUCAAGCAUCUCAUCUUGCGAGUCGGCCCAUGCAAGCUGUCGAUCUCCGUCCAACAAAACCACGUAGCCUCACCUGUAUGUCUUUUCUGGGAGUCGAUCCGGCUAUGAAGCUCUCUGUCAGUGCAGAUCAGAGCCACUUCCGGUGUCUCGGAUUAACAGUGCCUUCCACGUUGAGCUCUUAGACUCGAUAACCUACAUGCAGUAUGGCUCCCGGGCUGAGGUCAGAGUUUUUUUUGCCAGCUCGGAAUGCUUGAGUGACAUUGAAGCGCAUCAUUUUUGCCAUACCCAAGGAUUUGAGAAGCACUGCAUACCCCCGUCGACACUUUCCUAUAAUUUCGCAAAGCUGUCGUAUCAUGCUGUCUAUCUGUACUUCCCUCCAACGAGAGAAGUCAUUCUAUUUUACACCACGUAAUCAUGGACUCGGAAGUAUAUGCUUUGUGCGAGAACAGAGAUGACACGUUUGGUCCUCAUGCUGGCAAUUGUCGCGGUGGUUUUGACUUCACCUUGAUGUUCGAGGAAGUUGUCUUAACCAUACUUCCACUUGCCUUCAUCCUCCUUUGCGCGCCAUUCCGAAUUUUUUAUCUCUUGAAGAAGCAGUCAAAGGUCAACCGGAGCUGGCUUCUUUUCGGAAAAUUGGCAUUUUACGCUGCUUAUGAAGUAAUAAGUCUCUGCCUCGUCGUGAAUUGGGCAGCGCCGGGAGCUUCGAAAACGAGUGCCUCUAUUCCUGCGGCCGUGUUGACGCUUGUUACAUUCCUGAUCCUUCCCAUCCUUUCCUAUGUGGAGCAUACCAAAUCGGUGCGGCCUUCGUUGCUCCUUAAUACCUACUUUCUCAUUUCCACUAUUUUCGAUGUGGCCCGCACUAGGACUCUAUGGCUCAAGUCUCAAGACAAGAACGCCAGCAAUUUCACAGUCGCUCUUGCCUUGAAGGUCGUCAUCCUCACUCUGGAGGCAGUGGAAAAGCGUCGAAUUCUCAAGCCAGAGUUUCAUUGGUAUCCCACCGAAGCAACCAGUGGCAUCUACAAUACGAGUUUGUUUUGGUGGUUGAACGAGCUGCUUCGUCAAGGGGCUCGACAGACCUUAUCUCUUGACGAUUUAUUUGCACUCGAUAAGCAUCUUAUUUCGAAGAACUUACAUCUUUUACUAGAGGCAAGUUGGAUGAAAGUAAAUUCGCGUGGUGCACACACCUUACUUUGGUCAACCUCGCGGGCACUCAAAUGGGCCCUGCUCUCUGCGGUCAUUCCCCGCCUGGGACUGACAGCUUUCAACUUCUGCCAGCCAUUUCUCCUUCAGCGCGCCAUUGAACUUUCCCAGCAACCUGUCACAACGGCCUCAACUAAUGUUGGCUAUGGACUCAUUGGCGCUUACUUUCUGGUAUAUGCUGGCAUUGCGGUUACAACCGGCCAGUUCCAGCAUCUCACGUAUCGGGUCAUUACGAUGAUCAGAGGAGGCCUGAUUUCGAUGUUGUAUGGAAAAGCUACAGAGCUUAGCCUCACAGCAGCAGAUCCUUCUUCCUCAAUGAUAUUGAUGAGUGCAGACAUUGAAAGGAUAACAACCGGCUGGCAAACCAUUCACGAAUUGUGGGCAAACUUCAUUGAAGUCGGAUUGGCCAUAUAUCUGCUGGAGAGGCAACUGGGUGCUGCUUGCGCAGUGCCCAUUGCGGUAGCAAUUGUGUCAAUGGCAGGCUCCCUGGUCGCAACAAGUCUGGUCAUGUCUCGUCAAGCUCUGUGGCUUGAGGCAAUUGAAAGGCGUAUCGCCGCAACUACCGAGAUGCUCGGAUCCAUGAAAGGGGUGAAAAUGUGCGGCCUCACCGAUGUACUUUCCAAGGAACUUCAGCAUUUGAGACUCGAAGAAUUGCGAAUAUCAAAACGAUUCAGGAAACUACUAAUAUGGAAUAUGGGAUUCACUUAUAUCACACCAAUUUGCGCACCUAUUCUUACCUUCACUGUCUAUUCCGUGAUAGCUCGCAACCAAGGGAAUGGUGCCACACUCGACACCGCAAAAAUAUUUACCUCGCUAUCAUUAUUUACGUUGCUAGCUGAUCCCCUGCAGUCGCUCAUAAUGUCUAUGGCUACAUUCGCAGGAUCAAUUGGUUCCUUUCAACGCAUUCAAGAGUUUCUUUCAAUAACUCGUCGCGUAGACGAACGAAAAUUGAGUAGCCACUUCUCAUCGCCACGUUGCCACAGCGAUGCGUCGACCGAAGUCAUCACUGCCAUUCCAGACGUGGCUGACGAUGUUGAAAACGAGAAGUCCAUUUUUGAAACGCUUACGGACGACAUGCAACUCAGCUCCGUUGAUGGGAUUCUUGUUGUCGAUGCAACAUUUGGUUGGAAUGCAGACAGACCCGCUACAUUGAAAGAUAUCACUUUCAGGAUUCCCCGAGAAAGCAUAUCAAUACUCAUGGGCCCGGUCGGAUGUGGUAAAUCUACGUUACUCAAGGGGAUCCUCGGUGAGGUACCUCUACUGACUGGAUCCGUUCAUUUGCCAUCCUCCGAGAUUGCUUUCUGCGAUCAGACACCUUGGCAUAUGAAUGGCACUAUUCAGGAAAGCAUCCUUGGCGUCUCGGAAAUGGAGGAAAUAUGGUACUCUACUGUUACUCGAGCAUGUGCUCUCGACGAGGACUUCAGUCAGCUGUCACGUGGAGAUCAGACAUCCAUUGGCAGUAAAGGAAUAUCCCUGUCUGGAGGCCAGAGUCAACGCAUCGCUCUGGCACGAGCAAUAUAUGCACGGAAAAGGAUAGUUGUAUUGGAUGAUGUACUUGGCGGCCUGGAUGUUGAUACCGAGAAUCGCGUCUUCCACAAUCUUUUCGGGCGCAACGGUCUUUUACGAAAGCACAGCACCACUACUUUGAUAACUUCUUCAUCAGCGAAGCGUCUACCAUAUUCGGACCACAUCAUUAUUCUUUCUAGCGAUGGCCAGGUUGCUGAACAAGGAAAUUUCAAAGAGCUCAGCUCAAGCGGUGGCUACGUUUCAAGUUUUGGCCUUCCGCCACCAGACUGGAACUACGAGCCACCACGACCCGGCAAAGGUUCCCUUGAAAGCCAGUUGACUGAAAAUUCACUUUUGUCAUCCGAAUUGCAGCGAUCUCCUGGGAAAUCGGACAGGCAGACAGGCGAUGUUGCAGUUUAUCUGUACUACGUGAAAGCUGUGGGCUGGAUUCCUACUAUCAUCUUCAUCAUCGCCAUAUCCGCCUUUGUGUUUUGCAUGUCCUUCCCAACAAUUUGGAUUAAAUGGUGGGCGGCCUCAAACGUCCAAGCUCCGAACCAGAAUCUUGGUUACUAUCUUGGGAUUUAUGCUAUGUUAGGUGUUUUAGCUUUGUUAUUCCUUGUAGGCAGCUGCUGGCAACUGGUAAUAACUAUGGUUCCCCGUUCUGGAGAAAGUUUUCACAAGAUCCUGCUGAAGACUGUUCUCAGUGCGCCUAUGUCAUUCUUCAAUUCAACAGAUACUGGAGUUACUGUCAAUCGUUUCAGCCAGGAUCUUAUGCUCAUCGAUAUGGAGCUGCCACUCACUGCUUUGAACACCGUGGCAACUUUGAUUCUUUGCAUUGCACAGAUGAUUCUGAUCGGAGUUGCAUCUACCUAUUCGGCCAUUUCUUUUCCCAUAGUUCUCACGGCUCUUUAUUUCAUUCAAAAGUUCUAUCUGCGCACUUCUCGGCAGCUCCGUCUUCUGGAUCUUGAGGCCAAAUCGCCUCUAUACUCUCAAUUCAUGGAAUGUAUUAGCGGCCUAGCGACAAUAAGAGCCUUUGGAUGGCAACACGCCUUGGAAGAGAAGCACACAGCACUCUUGGACCAGUCCCAAAAGCCCUUCUACUUACUUUUUGCGGUCCAGAGAUGGUUGACAUUUGUCCUAGACCUCAUUGUCGCUGCAAUUGCUAUAAUUCUUAUAACCCUCGUUGUGACGCUUCGGGGUAUCAUGGACCCAGGCUUCGUGGGUGUCGCACUUCUCAACGUUAUAUUGUUCAGUCAAAGUAUCAAAAUGCUUUUGACAUUCUGGACCAACCUGGAAACACACAUUGGAAGCAUUUCUAGGAUAAAAUCCUUUACUGCAGACACGGAAGUAGAGAACCUGCCAAAUGAAAGUGCUUCGCCUCCGCCUGACUGGCCCGCUAAUGGCGCAAUCGAGUUCAAGAAUGUUUCCGCUGAGUACAAAGCAGGUGAGCCGGUACUCAAGAACGUCACUCUUUCAAUCGAUGGCGGGGAGAAAAUUGGAAUCUGUGGACGGACUGGGAGUGGUAAAACAUCAUUUGUACUCAGCAUUUUCCGUAUGAUAGAAAUGAGUAACGGUUGUAUUACGAUUGAUGGCAUCGAUAUCUCUACGAUACCACGCCAAGAGGUCCGGUCGAAGAUUAUUGGCGUCCCUCAAGAUUCAUACCUACUCACUGGCAGCGUUCGCCUCAACGCUGACCCUCAUCGAGUUGCAGAGGAUACGGCUAUUGUUGAUGCGCUCAAGUCAGUCCAUCUAUGGGACAAGGUCAAGGAGAAGGGCGGGCUGGACACGGAUAUCGAUAAAGUCUUCUUGUCGCAUGGACAGAAGCAGCUUUUCUGUCUCGCUCGUGCCAUGUUACGCGAGAGUACUAUUUUGAUUCUUGAUGAAGCUACUAGCAGCGUCGAUUCGAAGACAGAUGAACUGAUGCAGCGCAUCAUCAGAGAGCGCUUCUCAACACAUACAAUUAUUGCAGUCGCGCAUAAACUGGACACAAUCCUGGACUUCGACAAAGUUUUGCUCCUCGAUGAAGGCGGACUCGUCGAAUUCGAUAGCCCAUACGAAUUGCUUUCGGACGAAACAUCUGCGUUCCACAAGCUGUAUUACAGUUCGCAUGCCGAUGAAGAGGAGCUGGAUGAUCACAUUACGUUGUCUGAGUAGAGCAUUUGUCAUAUUGAGGGUGGAAGUCAGCGUGUUGAAGGGGGCGAAUUGUAGGCAAGAGUCAUAUAAUUAUGUUUGUUUGUUUACAAAGUUCACUCUUCGUGUGUAGCUAGUUCUUUCCAGCCACGUUCGUUCUGUACAAAGAUACUCCAGUCAUAUAGAAACAAUUGCAUUUCAAUCCACAAUC
This is a messenger RNA of Cadophora gregata, 5676 nucleotides long. RefSeq lists its product as uncharacterized. NCBI's taxonomy places the organism in Eukaryota, Fungi, Ascomycota, Leotiomycetes, Helotiales, Ploettnerulaceae. The transcript has 15 exons. Gene Ontology annotation, molecular function: ATP binding; ABC-type transporter activity; ATP hydrolysis activity. Gene Ontology annotation, cellular component: membrane. The coding region runs from base 1044 to 5489 and encodes 1481 amino acids. The record is from RefSeq and is a predicted model, not a curated record. Gene Ontology annotation, biological process: transmembrane transport.